Molecule: messenger RNA, 3667 nt
Organism: Oncorhynchus gorbuscha (pink salmon)
Lineage: Eukaryota; Metazoa; Chordata; Actinopteri; Salmoniformes; Salmonidae
Exons: 18
Coding region: 133-2961 (942 amino acids)
Source: RefSeq, a predicted model, not a curated record
GACAGUUCCGCUGCAGACAGCCUGUCAAACCCAGCGCAUAGGUAAUGUAGGCUCACAGGUUACGGAACUGAUCGAAUCGGGCGGUACCGAAGGAAUUAUUAUCCAGCACAACUAUACAGCAUUUGUUUCACCAUGGACUCAUUCAGACGGUUUCAGGAUGACGACUAUAAAAACUGGAUUAAAACGACCAUGGGUCUGAAUUGUCUUAAAACGCGACUAGGAGGAUUCCUGGAACACGAAACCGAAACGUACCACAAUCAACUCCGAAACAAAGUGAACGCAAACAAAGGCGAUCUAUGUACAACACAAUGUAACCUGAAGAAAUGGAUGCCCAGGGCAAAGCAGGUUCCUCAAGUGUGUGAAGUGUGCGAGCCAUGGAGAGAUGAGAUCUGGGCCAACCAUUCAUUUAAAGGCGGACAGGUCUACUGGAGUAACUCCAAGCCGUACCUGUGGCCUACGAAAAAAUGGGAGGUAGCCAAGGUCUACAUGCCCCGUGGAAAUAUGGACCACACCACUGUGGACCAAUUUGACAUCUCGGCCUUCCUCAAUCUCAUGAGCCAAUGCAGCUACUUUGCCAAGUUUGUGAAGUCCAAAACUCUUAUCACACAGGUGACCAACGUGAGGAACCAGGUGAUGCACUCGGCUGACUUCCGGGUGGAGAAGGGGGAGUUAGAAUCUUACCUAGGGCGAAUCAAAGACCUGGGCCAGGCUCUGAAAACACACUACCCCAAAUUCAGUGAGCUGACAGAGGAGAUCGAACAGCUCCAGAAUACAGACUUCAGUUUUAUCAUGAGCUGUGUUGGGAAGAAGAUUGCACUUGCAGCAGAUAAUAAGGUCCCAGAGAGCAUGCUGAAACUCCAGAACUUUCUGAGUCUGGAACAACAGAUACUGAAGGAAAAGUUGGAGUGUCUGUCCCAACGCUAUGAAGAGGACAGAGAGACAGCCCUUACUCUGGAGGAGUUGCAGUGUGUGAGGGUGUUUCUGGAGGGGAACAAUGACCUGCAGGAGAGCCUGGCGCCACAGUGGGAGAGACUGACAGAGGUGCAGGAAAAAGUGGACACACUCACCGUCAGAGUGGACACACUGGAGAGGAACACACGCACACACGAUCCUGAGUUCAGUACUGACAUCCUCAAAUAUAAGAACCAUCUGUAUGAGGAGGCCAGGAGGCAAGGGUGGCCUGAGCCUGUCUUCUCAGAGAUAAAGGAAGCCCUCGGUUACAGGGGUCGUGUGCGGGUGAGAGGUCAGACAUUUGAAGGUGUUCAGGUGUGCCCAAAGUCGAAGACAGCACACCAGGAAGUGGCUAAACUGGCCCUGAGCCAGCUUGCCAAGGACAGUGCUAGCCUGAGUGAGCUAGCCAAUGACACAGAGGAGGGAGAGGCAUCCAGUAGCCAGACGGACCAACCACAAAGCCUCUCAUGCACAGAUGGCCCGGGGUUCGUUAUGUGUGUGGCGGUACGUGUGCAGAAGGACCUCGACCCACACGAGGCCUCCUCUCGAGAGGAGGCGCUACAGGCAGCCUACUGCAGUCUGCUCCAGGGCCUGUCCCUGGGGCCGCCGCCUACAGCAGGUGGUGAGAAGCAGAGUGUGCUGGAGUUCUUCAGACGGGCAAAGUGUGUUCCCCCAGUGGAGGACUGUGUAACAACGAUGGAGGGAAAGCACAGAUGCACUCUAAGAAUCGUAGGCGAGCUCACCUUCCACAGCACAGAGGCGGCCCCCAAAAAGCAGCAGGCAGAGCAUUGUGCAGCUAAGGAGGCCCUGAGGCGUCUGAAUGGGGUCCUGAGUGGGGUUUUGGGCGGAGACAUCGGCAGAGCGGGUCCAAACUACAAGGGUAAACUCCAGGAGUUGCUGGCCAAGCAUGGAGGAGGAGCCAAGCCAGAGUACAAAAAUACUGAGGCUAACAAGAUCAGAACAGGAGCCGCUGCAAGUCAGAUGAGCGGGGAAACUGCUGCUGUUGGCACUACUCUACAAGGUGACAAGUUGUCAAUUACCACGGAGACAACACCUGACGAUUCCGGCCCGCCUCCGUCUAAGAGAUCUGCAGGGGGAGAGAUGGAAGAAAUCCGGCGGUGUCUGGCACUGUGGAGUCUGCAGCCCCCGUGUGUGGUGUGUGAGGAUGUGUCUGUGGAGCAGUUGUGUAAGUGGAUGGUGGAGGUCCGACUAGACCGCCAUGCCUUCCGGAACCAGACCCUGUUCAGCUCUAAGAAAGAGGCUAUCUGCUGGUCCUGCCACAGCCUGGGUACAGCAGGGGAUAUCUUCCAGCCUGGCACCGACGAGAGUAAGUCCACAGAGGUGGUGAAGAAAUUUUUCCUGCAGCGGUCGUUCCCGUGGCCUGUGGAGGAAGUAGCAGAACCAGAGAAGGGCAGGUUCUGCUGCAAUCUCAAAGACAUCACCUGUGUCUUCACUUACCGUGGAGAGGGUUCCAGUGAGGCUGCAGCAUGUCAGUCGGCCUACCAGAGGGCGCUGUCUCGUCUUGCUCCUUUCAUUGGCUACUGUGCUCCUGUGGCCCCACCCAGCAGCACUGAGGAUGCGAAGCAAAAGCUCAGCACUCUGUUGGAGGGGACAGCCCUUACAUCUGUGAACUCCGCCCUUUCAGAAACUCAGUACAGAAUCUCCGCCCAGCUUAGGUUCUUGGGGUACAGCAUGGAGACUGAAGGACAGGACAGUAAGAAAGCUACCAGAGCCCAACUCAGCCAGCGCUUACUGGGCCUACUUGGGGAGGAUGAGAUGGACUCCACAGCCUCGGCGAGGAACGUUCUAGAUGAGUGGUUUGUGAAGAAAGGUCUGGAGAAACCUGUAUUUGAGUACACUAAUGACAAGUUUGGGACAAAAGUCACCUUCUCUGCCCCUCUCAUCUGCUCCUACAAAGAGUGGCAAGCCAGCCGGGAGAAAGCUAAGAAGAAAUUAAUCGAUGAACUGCAGAGGCGGGUCAAAUACUUUUGUGAAGGAAGCACCAACUGAGGGCCCACUGACCAAUCAUAAAAGAUAGUUUUACUUCCCCUUGGCUCCUGCAUGAAACGACAAAAUGUCCUCUAUUUCCCAGUCUGGAUCUCUCUCUUCCAAGUUUUCCCUCUUUUCAUCAGUCUUGUGGUGUUGGUGACAGAUGUGUCUGUCUGUAAUAGUAUGGCUUUAAUACUAUAUAUAAUUCACUCUUUGCAUGCACUGUUUUUACCACCAGGUCCUGAUAUGAAAUGAUCCUACAUUUAGCAGCUCUUUUAUUUUUUUUACUCCGUCUAGUAACAUAAUGAAUGUACUUCUGUGCAUCCCAGAUGUAUUACAUUUUAAUCUGUAACAAUUACCGAAGUAUUUUAACACGAAAUGAAAAUGCUCCUCUCUGAUAAUAAGAAAUACCAUCCACUACUUUGAAUGAUGUACUUGUCUGUCUCACCUGUCUCUGAAAUGACUGGUCUUACUGGUGUGAACAGGGGUUAAUGGGAAACACUGGUGUAACCGUUCCGCUGUCAACUGGCCAAAGUAUUUUGUAUGGUUGGCUGAGUGUAAGUAAUGUCGGGCGAAUUGUGUGGAAUCCUGGAGUGGGUUGGUUGAAACAUUAUACACCACUAUGCUGAGGUUUCAGCCCCAAUAUAAGAACUCUAAUGUCGUUGGUCUUAACAUCUUAUGAAGAGAGUCUGACGACUAGUCAAUAAACAUAUUUUUUUAAAUGGCA